This is a messenger RNA of Trematomus bernacchii (emerald rockcod), 2018 nucleotides long. Its product is annotated as probable E3 ubiquitin-protein ligase TRIML1. The coding region runs from base 31 to 1917 and encodes 628 amino acids. Gene Ontology annotation, molecular function: protein binding; zinc ion binding. Lineage: Eukaryota; Metazoa; Chordata; Actinopteri; Perciformes; Nototheniidae. The transcript has 2 exons. The record is from RefSeq and is a predicted model, not a curated record.
CGCAACCGUGACGCGGCGCAGACGGACCCAAUGGAAUCCCGGGGUAAAAGUGAUGAAAGUGGGGGAUGGUCGCUUAUCAGGCACCCACGGACCGCGGCUCACAGCCAAAGUGACGCGGCAGCUCCAGCUGAAAGUGUCGGAGGUCGCAACGAUCGCAACGAUCGCAACAACAAGAGGCAAAAUAGUAUCAUUAUGAAGAGGUCCAAGCCUUCAGAUGCAACGGCAAGGAAACGGAAAAAAGAACAGGAGGAAACGAGAGCCAAAUACAGAGACAUGUCUGCUGCCAGCUGUCUGCUGACUGAAGAUCAGUUUCUGUGCUCCAUCUGUCUGGAUGUGUUCACUGAUCCAGUCAGCACAUCAUGUGGACACAACUUCUGUAAAGCCUGCAUCUCUGAACACUGGGAUACUAAAGUCCCGAGUCAGUGUCCCAACUGCAAAAAGGUAUUCAACAUAAAGCCUGAUCUGCAGGUCAACACUUUCAUCUCUGAGAUGGCUGCUCAGUUCAGACAGCCAGCUCAACAGAAAGCCAGCAGCAGCAGCUCAGAGCAACAAGUUGUCAAACCAGGAGAAGUUCCCUGUGACGCCUGCACUGGAACCAGACUGAAGGCCCUGAAGUCCUGCCUGGUGUGUCUGGAGUCCUACUGUGAGACUCACCUGGAGCCUCACCUGACAAGGCCAGGCCUGAAGAAACAUCAGCUGAUCGACCCUGAGGAGAACCUGGAAGGCAGGAUGUGUGUGAAGCACGAUAAACUGCUGGAGCUGUUCUGUAAGACCGACCAGGUGUGUGUCUGCAUGCUCUGCACUGUUUCAGACCACAAGACACAUGAUGUUGUUCCUCUGAAAGAAGGAUAUGAAGGAAAGAAGGCUGAGCUGGGGAAGACAGACGCUGACAUUCAGCAGAUGAUCCAGAAGAGACGACUGAAGAUUCAGGAGAUGAAUCUCUCAGUGCAGCUCAGUAAGGAAGGAGCAGACAGAGAGAUAGCAGAUGGUGUUCAGGUCUUCACCGCUCUGAAGGAGUCUGUUGAGAGAAGCCAGGCCGAGCUCAUCGACACCAUCAAAGAGAAGCAGAGAGAGACAGAGGAACAGGCUGAAGGCUUCAUCAAAGAGCUGGAACAGGAAAUCUCUGAGCUGAAGAAGAGAAGCUCUGAGGUGGAGCAGCUCUCACGCUCUGAAGACCAGCUCCACCUCCUCCAAAGCUUCACGUCCCUGAACGCUGCUCCACCCACCAAGAACUGGACAGAAGUCAGGGUCCGUCCACCUUCAUAUGAGGGGACUGUGGUGAGAGCUGUGACUCAGCUGGAGACGCUCAGUAAACAGAUGAAGAAGCUGCUCUCAGAGGUGGAGCUGAAGAGGGUCCAGCAGUAUGAGGUGGAGGUGACUCUUGAUCCUGAUACAGCACUUCCCAAACUCAUCCUGUCUGAUGAUGGAAAACAAGUUAAACUUGGUGAUGUGAGCAAGAAUCUCCCAGACAAUCCAGAGAGAUUUGAUUUGUGUUCUUGUGUUUUAGCAAAGCAGAGUAUCUCUUCAGGAAGAUUUUAUUGCGAGGUUCAGGUUAAAGGGAAGACUGAGUGGUAUUUAGGAGUGGCCAGAGAGUCGAUCAACAGGAAGGGAGAGAUCUCACCGUCUCCUCAGAAUGGUUACUGGGUGAUAGUGUUGAGGAAUGAAAAUGAGUACAAAGCUUGUGCUGGUCCUGCAGUCCGUCUCUCUCUGAAGUCUCAGCCUCAGAAGGUGGGGGUGUUUGUGGAUUAUGAGGAGGGUCUGGUCUCCUUUUAUGAUGUUGAUGCUGCAGCUCUGAUCUACUCCUUCACUGGCUGCUGCUUCAAAGAGAAACUCUACCCAUUAUUUAGUACUGGUCUUAACGAUGGUGGUAAACACUCUGGCCCUCUGAUCAUCUCUCCUGUCAAUCACACUGAGUAGAACAACCAUUUGAUGUUUCACACGGGGUUCGCUAUCAUUUCAUGUGAUAAAUGUAUGUCUUUUGGGGGGAUGCCCCCUCUCUACAUUGUUAUACCAGAUUU